Tetranychus urticae (two-spotted spider mite) is the source of this 5474-nucleotide messenger RNA. RefSeq names its product filamin-type immunoglobulin domains fbug (gene jbug). The record is from RefSeq and is a predicted model, not a curated record. Gene Ontology annotation, biological process: actin cytoskeleton organization. NCBI's taxonomy places the organism in Eukaryota, Metazoa, Arthropoda, Arachnida, Trombidiformes, Tetranychidae. Gene Ontology annotation, molecular function: actin filament binding.
ACCGGUUAACAGCUAUUGCUAAAAUGACAUGAACCAACUAAACCAACUAUCAACAAGUCAACAAGCAACUUUUUUUCAUGUAAUAUUUAGUUUGUGUGUUAUUUGGAUUAUUAAAACCAAUUUUUGCUUCAUUUUAUUUGUUGGAUCACUAUUUCCAUCUGUUAAUUUUUGGUAUAAUUCUGGAGAUAUACACAGUCAAUAAUAUACAUAUACCAACAAGAUAAACCUUUACUUUGUUUUAUCACCUUUUGUUAUUGUCUACAUCUUUCAAUAAUCAGAUUGGACGGCUUUUAAUAAACCAUUUUCAACUUAAUUUAAACCCAAUUAAUUAACCUUUCUCACAUUCAGCAAUGGUCAGUGCUGAGAUGGAGAAAGUAAGUGUAACCGGUUCUGCUUUGGUUUACGCUCCGGUUAAUCAAUUGGCCACAGCAAUUGUUCACAAUGUUACAGAUGAAGCUGACCUUUCAGUUACAAUUAAAGGUCCUAAUGGUCCAGUAAUACCCAAAAUUUCUGGAAAUGAUGUUGGAGCUCAAAUUGAUUUUUUGCCAAAUUUUACCGGUGAACACCAUAUUGAUAUAAAAUACAAGGGAAACCCAAUCAAUGGAUCACCAUUUGCUACAAAAAUAUACGAUAUUAAACAAAUAAAGGUGAAAGAGAUGCCAAAAGAAAUUCUGAUCGGAAAACCAGUUACAUUCAUUGUUGAAGCUAAAAACGCUGGACCCGGUAAUCUUGAGAUUAUCAUUAACAAUGGAAAUGUGCCUUCAACACCUCAAGCUUUGGGUUCAAGUCAAUAUGCCAUAACAUUUUUACCUAAAGAAGUUGAAAACCAUCAGAUUGAUAUUAGAUUUAAUGGUGAACUUGUUGAAGGUGCGCCAUUCAUUUGUUCAGUUCUAGAUUUAUCCAAAAUUGUUGUCCAAAAAGAUGGGUUAGACAAAGUUCCAGUUAACUCUCUUGUUACCUUUUUCAUUGAAACCAAUGGGACUGUUUUAAGUGAAAAACAGAUAACAAUUACCGCUGGAACCAGUAAGACUGUUAAAUUUGAUUUGAUUGAGGAAGGACAAGUUGGUUAUAAAGUAUCAUUUAUACCCACUGAGCUUGGUGACCAUAUGAUUGAUAUUAAAUUGGGAGGCGAAUCAGUUUCCUCAUGUCCAUUCUUGGUUCGUGUUUAUGAUGCAAAAAGAGUUAAAGUCACCGAACCAUCAGCCGGUGAAAUUGGAAAAUUGCUGUCCUUUUCAAUCGACGCUAGUCAAGCUGGUGCUGGAAACCUUGAGAUAAUUGUUACCGUUAAUGGUCGCUAUGUUCACAAUUAUGUGAUUAAAGAAGGAAAUGCCAAAUUUCGCGUUAACUUUAAACCAAUGGAACCUGAUGUUCACAUGGUUAAUGUUAAAUUCAACGGAGAAUCAGUGCCAGGAAGCCCUUUCAUGGUUAGAGUGAUUGACAGUUCUCAGUCUGUAAUACUUGGAGAUGCACUUCGAAUGGCAUCUUUAACCAAAGGAAUUGAUUUUACCAUUGAAAAUAAAAACGAUCGUAUUCAAGAUUGUGUCGUUCAUGUAACUUGUGAUAAUGGUAAAAAAAUGGUCGCCGAGGUCAAGAAACUCAAAGGAUCUUUCAGGGUCAACUUUAUGCCCAUUGAAAUUGGUCCACAUGCAAUCACAAUUAUAUUGGAUGGAGUAGUAAUCAAUGGAUGUCCGUUUAAUUGUAAUGUUUAUGAUGUUUCUAAAGUUAAAGUUUCUGGAUUAAAUACAUUUGAAGUUGGUAAACCCGUUACAUUUCAAAUCGAUGCCGUUGAAGCUGGUGAAGGAACCCUUGAGAUUCUGGUUACUAACCGAAAAACUGGAAUCCGUCCUGAGGUUGAUAUGAAAAGUAGAGGUCUUUAUGAUGUCACAUUUGUACCUCAGGAAAAAAUAUCUCAUUAUAUCAGAAUAAUAUUUAACGAAGAAGACGUUCCAGGAAGCCCUUUCAAAAUAGAGAUGAAAGACCUUAUUCCCAAAAAUGGACUCGUUGGUUCAAGUAAUAUUGCUAUCAUUGACGCCACUGACCCAGCCAUGGAAGUCAAAGUUGUUGGUCCUCAAAAGACACCAAUUAUAUCAAAAGUAACUCGAGAUAAUUCAACUUUUAAGGUUGAAUUUGUUCCAAAAGAAGUUGGACUUCACCGAAUUGAACAAUACAUUAAAGGAAAUUUGGUCGCUGAGAAAACAAGUUUCAUUGAAAUUUGUGAUCCUAGUCGAGUUAAACUGAUUGAUGUUCAAGAUGGUGUUGUUGGUCGCGAGCAAACAUUUAAAAUUGAUUGUACAUGGGCUGGUCGUGGUAAUUUAUCAGUAAACAUUAAAACUUCAAAUGAUUCAGAAGUAACUCAUUGUAUUAAGGAAAUAUCAACUGGAGUUUACUUGGUUUCUUACAAACCAAAAGUCGAUUCACCACAUUAUAUCGAUGUUCGGUACAAUGACCAUCAAGCUCCUGGUUGUCCCCAAAUGGUUGAAAUACGUGAUCCAACAAAAUCAAUCAUUGUUCAUGGACCAGCUUUGAAAUCUUGUGUUCCCGAGGAACCAGCUACUUUCCUUAUUGAAACUGGAGGCUUUGCUGCUGCCAAAAAUUUUGACGUUAUUGUCACUGAUCCGAAUGGAUCGCCAUUGAAUAUAAAAUGUUAUCAACAAAAAGAUGGCAGUUUACUGGCAGAGUUUACUCCACAACGAACAGGUCCUCACAAGAUUGAUGUCCUCUAUCAGGAUAACAGUAUUACUGGCUCACCAUUUACUAGUGAGGUUUUUGAUGCUUCAAAAGUUACCCUUCAAAGAAUCAAGUCCACAAAUUUCAUUGUUAAUGAAAAGAUAUUUUUUACUCUUAACCGUAAAGAUGCUGGAUAUGCUGAACUUGAUUUUACGGUAACCAGUCCACUUGGAAGACAUUUACCGAUAGAAGUGAAAGGAACUCCUGAUGGUGAAGGUGAAAUAAUUGAAUUUAUUCCAACUGUUCCUGGAAAAUAUAAAAUUGCCAUAACUUUCGGUGGUAUCGAAAUUCCUGGUAGUCCAGUUACUUUCAUCGCACAAGAAGGAAAUUUACCAGUUGUGGAAGGAAACGGAUUAAAGCUAGGAUUUGUUGACCAACCAGUUGAAUUCAAUAUUGAUGCUCGUGAAUUGAAAGGCUCUCCAGAAGUCAGAGUUGAUGGACCUGAUUCAGAACCACAAGUGGAAAUUGAGGAAACAAAUGGAAUCUAUAGAGUCUCGUUUGUCCCAACUGAAGUUGGAAUUUUUGAUGUUCGGGUUCUAUGGAAUCGCAAAGAACUUCCUGGCUCACCAUUCCAUCCGAAGAUAUUGAAUCUCGAACAGGUUCGUCCAAUUGGAGGCUGGGAAAGUAUUUUCAACGGACAAGAGCAAAUAUUAUUAACAUUAAAUGAAAAGAAGCGCAUUUCUUUUGAUGUGACCGGAGCUGGUCCAGGCAAAUUAACUGGUUUCGUUAAGUUUCCCGAUGAUAAAGUUGAACCAGCUAUGAUUGAGCAAACUGCUCCACACAAAUUUAGAUUAUCACUAACACCUAAACUAGAAGGCGAGUAUCAAAUUCGUUUGAAUUUUGGUGAUCAACGAUUACCAAAAUCACCAUUGAUUGGUAUAACCAACUCUAUCCGUAAUGGUGAUGAAUGUGCGACCGUAGUUCUUAGAGGUCAAGGUCUUGCUGGAGCUAGAGUAGGUGAAGAGACUCAAUUUAUCCUUGACGGAACUGAUGCUGGACCAGGUACGCCGGAAAUAACAAUGAAUGGUGUUAAAGCUGAUAUUUCUAUUAAAGUAACGCAAAUAAAUGACAGGAUAUUUAAAGCCACCUACACUCCAUCAAUACAAGGAACAUAUCUGUUGAAUGUUUUAUGGUCCGGUAAACAGGUUAAAGGAUGUCCAUUAAAAGUCUCUAUUCUUCCUCGAUGUGAUGCUUCCAGAGUAUUGUGUUCUGGUGAAGGACUGAAAGGAGGUGCCAUCGAUCAAGAAAUCAAAGUAUUCAUUGAUACAAGAAGAGCUGGACCAGGUGAUUUAUCUGCUCACUGUAUUGGUCCAAAUAAAGUUGCUUUCUGUGAAUUAUUGGAUCAAAUGGAUGGAACUUUUAAUUUAUUUGUUAAACCCCAAGAGCCUGGUAAACAUUCAUUAACAAUCAAAUAUGGAGGUGAAAAUAUAAGGGGAAGCCCAUUCACUUUAAAGAUUGCCGGUUCACCUGAUGCGUCCAAAGUUAGAGUCCAUGGCCCUGGCAUUGAACACGGAGUAUUACCUUUAUACAUGAGUAGAUUUAUUUGUGAUACUAGAGGUGCAGGUUAUGGUGAUUUAACGGUUCAAAUUCGAGGUCCACGAGGUGCCUUUCGAGCUGACAUGCAACGAGUUAAUCAGAAUGAUCGGAUAAUUUUAUGCAAAUAUGACCCGACAGAGCCUGGAGAUUAUACCAUUGAGAUUAAAUACUCUGGCAAACAUGUACCUGGUUCUCCUUUUACUGUUAUGAUAUUUGAUACACAAGACGAACUUAAUCGAUUUAACUCGCGUCAAUUUGGUGGUAACAAUGAGAUUACUAAAAAUAACAACAAUCACCAUCAUCAUUCUCAGCCAACACACCACAUAAGAUCAAGCCAUUCAAUUAUUCCAUCACAUCUUCCUCAUCCUGUACAUUCACCACACUUAGCUCAUCCUCAUCCACCACCACCACCUCCUCACCCACCGGUUGAUUAUCUUGGAUCAAGUAUGGCUGCUUACAGUAUUUAUGGACCAACAUCAUGGAGAGGCUCAGCAAACGAGCUAUGAUUGUAACGGAACUACUCAAGUGAUCAAAUCAAGAAUAAUAAUUAAACUUUAAACAUUCGAUAUUUCUUCAACCGCCAUUAUCAUUAUCAUCAUCUUCACUCCAAGAAACAAAGAUUAUUCCAGCUUCUUUUGCCAAUUUAUUUUUCUAUCAACGUCUCAAUGUAUCUCUCAAUUUGAAAACGUACAAUUUAACAAUGGACGUUUAGAUCGAAAAAUUUCGAAAAUUAUUGAUCAACACUUUUUACGUUUUACUUAAUCAUUUCCCUUUAAUAUUAUCUUUCAUGGGUUUUACCUUUAAUGUCUUUGCUGUUAAAUCUUGUUUUGUUGUCUAACUGAUUCCUGUUAACUAUGUUAUGUACUUUCACAGGUACAAUCUUAAAAUCAUCUAAUAUCCCAUUUUAAAAACCAUUUCUUAUACCAAUAUCAUCUUCAUCUAUUUUUACUACAACAAAUCAAAUCAGCCAACCAGACAGAUAGUAAUCAGUAAUUUAGACUUUUCAUUAAUUCUCAACCGCUUUUCCUCGCCUGAUAAGACUGAAUCUCUCCGUCCACCGAUAAUCUGAACAUAUAAUCUGAUGGCGAAAAAACAAUUCUGUAAUGCGUCAAAAAGAAAUUUUGUUGAGUUUGAAAAUGAUUACAAUAACUGGUUAUCUGACAAACUGAGCCAUUUUAAUUAAUUAAAUUUACAAGUUAUAAAAAAUUUAA